Sabethes cyaneus is the source of this 2538-nucleotide messenger RNA. RefSeq names its product protein krasavietz (gene kra). The record is from RefSeq and is a predicted model, not a curated record. Gene Ontology annotation, molecular function: protein binding. Lineage: Eukaryota; Metazoa; Arthropoda; Insecta; Diptera; Culicidae. Bases 251 to 1504 code for a protein of 417 amino acids. Gene Ontology annotation, cellular component: cytoplasm; membrane. The transcript has 11 exons.
AUCAGCGCGUGUGGUGUGAAGCAUUCGGUUGUGUGUCGUGUGAACUCUCCCUGUUUUCACUACUUCUGUCUCAUUGCUCUCCGCGAGUUAGCCUAGAAAAAAAUCUUGCGACCCUAAAUUGUGAUAUUUUAGUUUUUGAGUUUAAUUUAAUUUUUCCAUCGGGACCGGAAAGAACGGCUUAAAUUUUGUUAUCCUAUUUGAAUUUGGAUCCGUGUAUUUCGAGGAAAACCAGUCACUAAUAAUUUGUUGUAUGAGUCAGAAAGCCGAAAGACCAGUACUAUCAGGUCAACGCAUCAAGACCAGGAAAAGGGAUGAAAGAGAGAAGAAUGACCCCACGGGAUUCCGUGACGCGGUCAUUGCAGGUCUUGAAGCAGCUGGAGAUCUAGAACAAGUUUUCAAGUUUUUAGACAGUGCCGGUAACAAGCUUGAUUAUCGUCGCUACGGAGAAGUAUUAUUCGAUAUUUUGAUUGCUGGUGGAUUACUUGUACCCGGUGGAUCUAUUUCACAAGAUGGCGAGAAACCACGUACCAAUUGCUGUCUAUUCGCAGCAUCGGAAGACAUGGAAUCGAUGCGUAACCACGAACAGAUCUUUACGCGGCUUAUGCGUCGAUACAAGUACCUCGAGAAAAUGUUUGAGGAGGAAAUGAAGAAGGUUUUGAUCUUCAUCAAAGGUUUUACUCCACUGGAAAGGCUCAAGCUAGCGCGCAUGACGGCCCUAUGGAUUGCUAACAAUUCCAUACCGCCGCACGUGCUGCUCGUGCUGAAUAACGAGCACCUGACGAAGGAUGGUCUCGCACUCGAGUUCUUGCUCGAAGUGUUCGUAACCUUCAAGCAGGAAAAAGGCACGGCUCCGCUGGUAGCGGUUCUGCGCAAGGGCGGUCUUGAUAAUCGUCUACUGGACUUCUUGCCGAUCAACAAACGAAGCGAGGACUACUUGAAGACCGUGUUCAUCGAGAAAGAAUUAGCGGACAUCUUCAAGCUUCAUAUGGCUCAGGCGAGCCAGGAAGCCAAACGAGAACUGACACAGUUGCUGAGUGAUGAUAUUAACGAUGGCAAGUCAGCAAAAGAUAUUAUAGCCGACCUUAGGGAGACGUCGGUCAGAUCAAACAUUCCUGAACAUGAAGUUAUCGGUCUCAUCUGGAACACCAUAAUGUCACUGGCUGAAUGGAACAAAAAGGAGGAAUUGGUAGCCGAACAAGCGUUGAAGCAUCUGCGUACUUACACGCAACUGUUCGAAGCGUUCACUACCUCCAGUCGAUCGGAAAUGGCUCUACUGCUCAAAGUACAGGAGUUCUGCUACGAAAACAUGAACUUUAUGAAGGCGUUCCAGAAGAUCGUUCUUCUGUUCUACAAAACCGAGGUUGUUUCCGAGGAUUCGAUCCUCAAAUGGUACAAGGAAGGACACUCAAACAAGGGCAAAAUGCACUUCUUGGAGCAGAUGAAGAAAUUUAUCGAGUGGCUGCAAAAUGCUGAAGAAGAAACCGAAUCCGAAGAGGAGGAUUAAAUGGUGCGCCCCCCUAACAAUCCAAACUUAUGACGAAUAUCGUGAGGACACGAAGAGAGAUUCUUUAGACCCACACAGACACACACGCAUACAUUAUAUAGCGAGCGAAAUGCAACAUAUUUAUUCUAUACAAAACACACCAACCAACAACAAACAACCAACAACUUUCAUGUAAAUCAUUAAGUCUGGAAACAGAGGAGCUACCACUUCUGGCAAAUCGUGAGCCGACAAGAAAUUACUCGUGAAAUGUAAUGGCAAAUUCACUCGUGGAGAGCAUCAAACUCAUCUCUAGAAAACUAGAAAGAAAAUAGAUAAAACGGUCUACCGUGAACACAAAUUUAUACAAAAAAAAAAUAAUGAAAAUCAAUAAAAACUAAUACACACCGCAAACCGAACUAAGAUAUAGUGGAAGUUAUUUCUUCGGUCGAGAACACAACACUAGUUUGAACAAAAAAAGAAAUUGUUGCACCAAAUCGUACGUACGUUGCACCAAAUCGUAUAAUAGUGACCAUAUUGCCAUGCUUUGUGUGCACACCGACAACAAUUCUAAAAACAAACAACGGAUAUACAUAGCGGAAGUUGAAAACGAUGUAUAGUUGUAUACCUAUAUCUGCUACUGUAUAGCUUCGUAAGCUUGAAAAAAAAAAAAUAAUCAUAAAUCAGUAAACUCUCCCGUUAAGCGAAAUAGAACUAGAACCAAAAACAGCAGACCGCGGUUCGGUGCAUCAAACAGUUCAGGUAACAGCGGAAAACACUCGAAGGUAGAGCAGAGUUUGGAGUCUUCCACUUUUUUGCUAAUUGAACUAUAACCACACACACACACACAAAACAGUAUAGCACAUUGUAGAAAAACAGAAGAAGAAGAAAGUAAAACUUAUAAACGAAUUAGGUAUAUUCUAUUUAUCCCUGGAAACCAAUAAAGACUCUUCCCGGCGAUUAAUCGAUGCACGACUUGCAUUUUCGAGAUGAGGUAGAAUGCAGUGAAUUUAGCAUGAAAGUUUAAAAUUAAAGUAAAAAUAUAACAUUUUAAUAUC